CAAGACAUAUUUGGAAGCAGUUAUAUAUAAUUGGAGGGGUUUUGAAUGCAGUCUGAGUCCAAGAAGUAUGAAGAAGAGAUACCUUCUCUACACUGGGGGAUGGAUCCUGUAUUUUCUGCAUUUGCAAGACUCUAUAUUAAAGAUAUAAAAGAAAUGAGAGAAUCUAAACAAGUGCCAGGUAUAUUCUUUUAUAACGGACAUCCAGUAAGACAGGUGGAUGUUGUUGGGAUAGUGGUUCAAACGAAAGAGCGAGAUGCCUUUUAUAAUUAUGGAGUAGAUGAUAGUACUGGAGUUAUAAAUUGUGUCUGCUGGAAAAAUCCCAUGGUAGCAGAAACAUCUUUAUCAGGUCAUCCAAGCACACCCAGCAGUCUUACUGUGCUUGAGCAGAUGAAGAAACUCCAAGAAAUGGUGACCCAGAAAACCAAGCUGGAGAUUGGGGAUGUUGUCAGGGUGAGAGGUCACAUCCGAACCUACAGGCAACAAAGAGAAAUUCAAGCUUCAUGUUUUUAUAAAGUGGAUGAUCCUGUGUGUGAUGUUCAGAUUUCAAGAAUGCUGGAGCUCCCCUGUCUCUAUAGAGAAGUUUACGAUAAACCUUUCCAAGGCCCCGAGCAGGGACAGAGGUAAAUGCAGUAUCCAGGCUGUGGCCUGGAGGGUCAGAAUUUCUCAAUCAGUAUGCUGCAUGAGAAAGUGAAAGGCUUUCUAUUAGAAAACAAAAUUCAGACCUUUUACCAACAGGAGUUGGAAACAAUCGAUACCCUGGUGUCACUGGCUGAUUUUUUUCACCAUCUCCUUCAUUCCUUUCUUCCCAUCCAGGUGAAGUCAAAAAGUGACUCCAGUUCCAAAAGGAUUCACGGUGUUUUUAAGGAAGCAAUAAGGAUGCUACAAGAAAAAGGGGUGGUUUUCCAGAAACCUAGUAGCUCCAAGGACUUAUACCAUGUGACUGACCAUGAUAAGGAGCUGUUUAAAGUGACCCUUGAUGUGAUUAAAGAAGACUGUCGAAAACCCAGGCAUGUUGAAAAAGGCUGCCAUUUCCUUCAUGUCUUGAGUUGUGUUCGGCAGAGCUACAACCCCUCUCUGGCUGAAGUGGUGAUGCACCGUGUCUUGGAACUGCUGGAGAGUAACAGUGAUGUUGUCAGCACUAUGGAAGGAUAUUAUAUGACAUUUUAA
This is a messenger RNA of Gavia stellata (red-throated loon), 1167 nucleotides long. It is a transcript of the gene STN1, whose product is annotated as STN1 subunit of CST complex. Gene Ontology annotation, biological process: telomere capping; DNA replication; double-strand break repair via homologous recombination. Gene Ontology annotation, cellular component: chromosome, telomeric region; site of double-strand break; DNA replication factor A complex. Lineage: Eukaryota; Metazoa; Chordata; Aves; Gaviiformes; Gaviidae. The record is from RefSeq and is a predicted model, not a curated record. The transcript has 10 exons. Gene Ontology annotation, molecular function: single-stranded telomeric DNA binding.